AUGCAGAAUUUGUGUGAGGUGCAAGAUCUGGGCCAGCGUGUGGACGAUCGACUGAGGGUUCUAAAGGAACGCUUCGACGAGCGGCUGCAUGCCCUCCAGGCCAGGGUCACAGGAGCCACCACAUGCCACCGCUCUUUAAGCUCGGUCCAAUUCCGGUUGCAGGGGCAACGGGAGUACUUACGCCAACCAGAGGUUGAGGCAUCAAAAGCAUUUUCCAUCAAUGUGCAACUUUCUCCAUGCAACCCCUCCAAAGCUCACAAUGCGAAGUCACUGCAAUCGCCUUUCGGACAACGAUCGUGCGUAAUUUUACUCGACACCUUGUCGAAGGCGGCCUCCAGUGACGAGGCCACGGUGGUCAUCCGCGAGGCUGCAGCUGAGAAAGCGCUGUUGCAUGUGGGAAAGAUGUGCACACGGAAACUGGGAGCUCAGGCAACUUGCGUUCGGUUGGCUGAUGAUGUCUUGGGCGUGGCAGAAGGCUCACAGAAGAAGGUCGAGGAGCUGGCCGGGCAAGUAGGUGCUUCGCAGCGCCGCCUCGAAGACUUGGAGAGGCAGACAGAGGCUGGCCUUGACACCCUCCGUGCCGAGAAUGUCGCGGUGCGCGCAGAGCUUGCAGGGCGAUCUGCUCGGUGGCAUGAGGGCCAGAGCGGGAGGGCAGAAGGCUCCUCCGCGCCGCUGGAGCCUACAGAACGACGGGAGCUUCCAGCUGCUUCUCCGACUGAGGAGCUAGCUGAUGCUGUGGAGCGCCGGCUGACAUCCCGUUUGGGGCUACAGGUUCUUCAGCUCAGCGAAGUCCUACAGCGUGUGGUGCAGAGCCAAGCGACGUUGACACAGCAGCUCACCUCAGGUCCAGCUGGGGCCAAAGCCAAGGCUCGCAGCUCGAGGUCGGUGGAUGGAUUGAAGCCGGCCUCUGCUGCUUGUGCCGAGCCUCGCGCAGCCUCUGAGGACCGAAAGCAAGCCAUCGAAGAGCCACCGAGCUGCCUGAGGCUGCAGUAG
Symbiodinium sp. CCMP2592 is the source of this 993-nucleotide messenger RNA. NCBI's taxonomy places the organism in Eukaryota, Dinophyceae, Suessiales, Symbiodiniaceae. The record is from the annotation of a GenBank genome assembly.